This is a messenger RNA of Pollicipes pollicipes, 4135 nucleotides long. RefSeq names its product solute carrier family 12 member 3-like. Lineage: Eukaryota; Metazoa; Arthropoda; Thecostraca; Pollicipedomorpha; Pollicipedidae. Gene Ontology annotation, molecular function: sodium:potassium:chloride symporter activity. Gene Ontology annotation, cellular component: membrane. The record is from RefSeq and is a predicted model, not a curated record. Gene Ontology annotation, biological process: potassium ion homeostasis; sodium ion homeostasis; cell volume homeostasis.
UCUCGUGCUGGACGGGGAGGUGGAGGGGCGUGCUGAGCGCGAUCGUGGCCCGUAAGAGCUGUGUAAGUGGAAAGACUGCAGGCGAAGAGCUGCUGUGGGCCGUGGUAUAUUGGACGGAGAUAACUGAGGUUUUCGACGGGAGAGAUAUACGCAGUAUCGGUGCUGAGUGCUUUGACAAGCUAUCGUUGUGCUGUGAUUCCGCAAUCUCAGCCUAUGAACUUACAUCUUCAUAUCUUAUCGUUUCAAGCGUUUUUUCACGCUGACCUGGCUUAAAAUCGUGGCAAAGCUGAGAAACACUUCAGUGGCUGGUAGUUGUCAGUGGAAGGCUCUUGAGUAGGGUCCCCAAGCAUCGAAGAUGCCCAAAGGUGUGGAAAUGAAUCAGUUAGAUCCAGAUGUUGGAGCGAGCAGAUUUCAAGUUGCCAGAGCAAGUGUUGAUUUCCGGGAGCCUCCCACGGAAGGCGGCCUCUCACCAGACUACCAGCCAGGCAGCAACUCCAACUCUCAGGGACGUCCCUCAGUAGCAAAUUAUGAAACCAAGUAUUUGCGAAGUUUGCGACACUACUUGACCCGAGAUGCCCUACCUCGGGAGACCCAUUACAGGAACCUUGGGUCAAUAGCUGAAGGUCAACUGAGACCUACCAUCGAUGAACUACGGGACCAGAACUAUGUCAAGGACAUCGGCGAUGUGGAAGCCAAGCCGGAGUCGGCUCAAAAGGGAAAAGCCAUCAAAUUCGGCUGGAUCGAGGGCGUAUAUAUGCGAUGUCUGCUGAAUAUUUGGGGCGUGAUGCUGUUCCUGCGCCUGACCUGGGUGGUGGGUCAGGCCGGCCUGGUGGAAGCCCUGCUGCUGAUCACAGCUGCCAAUUUGGUCACCGUCAUCACAACGAUAUCCAUGUCGGCUGUGGCCACGAAUGGGCAGAUCAAAGGAGGUGGCAUUUACUACAUGAUAUCACGGUCGCUGGGCCCCGAGUUCGGCGCCUCCAUCGGCCUCCUGUUCACCGUCUCCAACUCGGUGGCCGUGGCCAUGUACGUGGUCGGCUUCUGCUCCUCCUUCAGUGACAUGCUCAAGGAGUACGCGGACGGGUACGUGAUCGUCGACGGCGGCGUGAACGACGCUCGCAUCAUCGGCUCCGCCGCCAUGGUCCUGAUCCUGCUGUUGGCCAUCGUCGGCAUGGACUGGGUCACGCGGGUCCAGCUGCUGCUGCUGUUCCUGCUGAUCGCCUCGCAGGUGGACUUCGUGGUGGGCUGCUUCAUGGGGCCGCAGUCGGACACGGAGCGCGCGCAGGGCUUCGUCGGACUGAGCAUGGAUCUCCUGAAGGAGAAUUCUUGGAACGACUACCGGCCGUUCGGCGGCCAAGACUACGACUUCUUCGGCGUGUUCGGCGUGUUCUUCCCGGCCGUGACCGGCAUUGUGGCCGGUGCCAACCUCUCCGGAGAUCUCAAGGACCCGGCCGACGCCAUACCCAAGGGUACGCUGCUGGCCAUCUUCACCACCUUCAUCACGUACGUGGCUUACCCGAUCAUGAUCGCAGCCAGCGCUCACCGCUACGCGUCAGGCAACGUGCUCGAGCUGAACAUCACCAACCCGAACGGCACCGUUGACCCCAACACCAACGCCACGCUCUACCCGGUGUUCGACUGCAGCAUGCGGAUGGGCGAUGGCGCCGACGACUGCAAAUACGGCACGCAGAUUAGCAGCCAGGUGAUGGCGCUGGUGUCGGCCUGGGCGCCGCUCAUCUACGCCGGAUGUUUCGCCGCCACCCUGUCGUCGGCCAUCGCGUCGCUGGUCGGAGCACCGCGCGUGCUGCAGGCUCUGGCCAAGGACAAGCUGUACCCGUACAUCUACUACUUCGCCAAGGGCUACGGCGGCAACAAUGACCCGUUCCGGGGCUAUGUGAUUGUGUUCAUCGUGGCGGAGGCUUGCGUGCUUAUUGGCGAGCUGAACCCCAUCGCCAACCUCAGCUCGGAGGUGUUCCUGGCCGCCUACGCGCUCAUCAACCUCUCCUGCUUCCACGCGUCGCUGCUCAAAAGUCCCGGCUGGCGGCCGGUGUUCAAGUUCUACAACGCCUGGGUCAGCCUGCUUGGCGCCAUCACCUGCAUGGUGGUGAUGUUCCUCUGCGACACCGUCGUCGGCACCAUCGUGCUCGUCAUCACCCUGCUGCUGUAUAUCUUCGUGUCGUACCGCAAACUCGACGUCAACUGGGGCUCGACCACGCAGGCGCAGACGUACGUGACGGCGCUCGGCUUCAUGCAGCGGCUCAACCAGGUGCGCGACCACGUGAAGAACUACCGGCCGCAGGUGCUGGUGCUGACGGGCAUGCCCAGCAGCCGGCCGCCGCUGGUCGACUUCGCCAACGCGCUCACCAAGAACCUGUCGCUGCUCAUCUGCGGUCACGUCAUCAAGGGUCCGACGUCGCCGCGCACCAAGAGCGCCAUUCAGAUGCAGGCGAACGCGUGGCUGAUGCGGCACAAGGUGCGCGCCUUCUACAGCCUGGUGGAGGACGGCACGUUCGAGCACGGCGCCGUGGCGCUGAUGCAGCUGGCCGGCCUGGGCAACCUCAAGCCCAACAUGACCCUCAUGGGCUACAAGAACGACUGGCGCAAGUGCGACCGCGAGGAACUGCAUCAGUACUUCCUCUGCAUCAACGAGGCGCUCGAUAACUACCUGUCGGUGGCGAUACUGCGUGUGAAGAACGGCAUGGACUACAGCGCCCUGACUGACGAGGACUCGUUCUCGACGAUGCACAAAUCGGCCACGAGCGAGUCGCUGAAGAGGAACCAGUCGGCGGGGCAACUGAGCCAAGACGGCAACGGCAGCGAGGAGAGCUCGCCCAACACGCCGCAGCUGGGCCGCUCGGCCGUCUCCGACGAGCCGCGGCCCGACGCGGCCGUCACCGGUAACGGCAAGAAGAAGAACAAGGAGGAGCCCUACCUGAGCCCGUCCGGCGAGCCGCUGCCGCCCCACGUGGUCGACGGCCUCACCCAGUUCCGGCGCAAGCAAAAGGCUUUCAUCGACGUCUGGUGGCUGUACGACGACGGCGGCCUGACGCUGCUGCUGCCGUACAUCCUGACGUCGCGCUCGCAGUGGUCCGAGUGCAAGCUGCGCGUAUUCGCGCUGGCCAACAAGCGCGAGGAGCUGGAUAUGGAGAAGAGGAGCAUGGCCGCGCUCCUGUCCAAGUUCCGAAUCGACUACAGCGACGUCAUCGUCAUAGACGACGUGACCAAGAAGGCGCAGGAUAGCACGAGGACCGCCUUCGAUGAAAUGUUGGCCGAUUUCAAGAAGGAUGACGAAGACGGCAUUCCAGAGGAGUACAGCGUCACGUCCAGCGAGCUGCUGGCCAACAAAGACAAGACGAACCGGCACUUGCGCCUGCACGAGCUGGUGCAGGAGCACAGCAAGGAGUCGUCCCUGGUCGUCAUGACCCUGCCAAUGACCAGGAAAGGCACCGUCCACGCCCCGCUCUACAUGGCGUGGUUGGAGAUGAUGACGAAAGACAUGCCGCCCUUCCUGAUGAUCCGGGGGAACCAGACGUCGGUGCUGACCUUCUACUCGUAGGCGCGACGCCGGCCGCGCGGCGCGCCCGGUGGCGGGCCCGCGGCGUCCAGGGACCAGCGGACUGCGUGUGGAGCGUGUGCGGCCCGGCGGUGGCUGGGUGGGUGAAGGCGCGGCGACGCGGCGGCGGCGGCGCUCCGUGGCGGCCGACGGUGGCCGCGCCGAGGACCUCAGGAGCACACCCGGCCCCGGAGCGGCCGUGGGGGUCAUUUCUUUGCUCAAAUUGGACACCGUGUGCCUUCGGAGUGCGCGAGUAUUUCACCAUGACAUCGAACUGCCCGGUACUUGUGAGCUGUAUCAUGAUUUAUGCGAGGUUUCCUAUGAUCUAUUUAGAAGUAUUGUCAAGAAUAUCUUGUAAAUGGUUUUCACUCGUGUGUGUGCCAGUGAUGGAAUCUUGUCAUAUUUGCGUGAACUCUAAGUUUAUUUUUCGUGUGUCGCAUUUUGUGCCAUAUUUUAACAAGUAUUGGGUUAAAUUAUUUGGAAGUGAUCAUGGGUUGAUUGCUGGUGUCCGUUGUCUUCCAAUCGCCCCCCAAAAUGAGUACCUGUAGCAGCGAAAUGCCGGACACAAUACAAAAGUUUUACCAA